Molecule: messenger RNA, 558 nt
Organism: Porites lobata
Lineage: Eukaryota; Metazoa; Cnidaria; Anthozoa; Scleractinia; Poritidae
Source: the annotation of a GenBank genome assembly
CAGCAACGUAUUUGGUCGGAUUAUUCUCAACAGCCUUUUCCAAUGGAAAGCGUCAAGAGAGAACGCAAACUUUCUGACGAAAGCUCCUCAUCAAGAAAAUUGUCAGUCGCCGGCUCGGCAAGACGAUUUUCCGCGACAGCGUUCGUUUCUGGUUUUAAAAAAACAGACAACGUUGAUCGCUCUCAGGCUAAAAGGAAUCCACACGAGCGUUACGAAAACACUUACCGCUUAGAACCGAAGCAUCGUUUUCCCGAAGGAAAAGUUCAAGCAAUUAUUGAGGAGGCAUUAGAAACUUUAGCCACACAUAAAUACAGUGCAACUCACUCGCCCUUCAUGGCCAAGUUGCUGAGCUCCCGUGUGUUGGAAAGUGUGAAACAGUUAAAUAUUGAGCGGUACAAAGUAAUCUGCUUGACUACUAUUGGAUCCAAGGCGUCACAGGGAUUACGAAUCGCCAGCCGCUGCUUGUGGGAUGGCCAGUGUGAUACUUUUGUAAACGCUUGUUUCGAGAAUGAGCGAUUUUUCGCCGUUUGCACUGUCUAUGGAGUGUAUUACGAAUAA